UUAGGGCGGGAUGCGAUGGACAUGUUUAAAUACUCUGUGGUGAAAAACGUUCUUUUCAAGCUUGAAGAGGAAACACAAACUGAAGCCAACAUGGUUGACUGGAGCGACAAGGAGCGCAGCGUGAUCACCAACCUCUUUUCCAACUUGGACAAUGAAGACAUCGGUGCCAAGGCCCUGUCCAGGUGCCUGAUCGUCAACGCCUCCAUUCGGAGUUAUUUCACUAGCUUUGGAGACCUCAGCAGCAACGAGGCCAUCGCAUCCAACCCCAAGGUUGCAGCGCACGGAGCGAAGAUCCUGCAGGAUCUGAGUCGCGCUGUCAAGAACGUCGGCAACGUGAGGGCAGCUUCCUCCGAGCUGAGUGCGCUGAACUCCGACAAACAGAGAGCGGAUUCCACCUAUUUCACGCUGUUUUCCGACAGUCUGUCAUUCGUCUUCGCGACCGAGAUGGGCAGCGGCUUCACCAUAGAGACCCAGGCCGCUUUCAAGAAGUUCAUGGCUGAGGUGCUGUCCGCUCUGGGAACAUACUACUACUAAAUCACCCACCUGGACACAGGAGAUCUGAAGUCUGUAGACACAUCUGACCAGACAAAAGAAAUAAAAGCUCACCAAAGCAAACUGACAUCUGCAUUUAUUAUACAUGUUGGGACAAAUUUUAGAAGUUAAAAGAUUGUUACUUUGUUUUGUGAAACCGGAAAAAAUGUUAAAUUUAAAAAAUGAUUUGUCACCAUCAUGUCCUUUAUUUAACCAGGAUUUAAAUCAUCAAAUGUUAAAAAUGGCAGUUAAAAUAAUGCUAAUUUAAUAAAUGUUUGAUUUAUACAUUGAAUCCGCCGAGGCUCACAAACAAUUUCUGCAAAUCAUUUUACCAACACUCAAAGCGUGUGUGGCUGAUUGCAUUAUACGCGCAGCUUCUGCAUUUACGCGUGGACCUUAAUGGCGCUCCUGGGUUCAGGAUUUUACUGACACAGUGAAACAGCUUAGCUAUGUUUUACAGUUACAAUAUAAAUAACAGUGGUCAAACAAUUCUGUUUUGGUUUUAAGUGACCAUAAAACAGAAGACCAGAAGUCUUCUUUGUCCAGAUGAGGACUUAAAAAGACCAAGCAGGGUUUUGUGAGUCGUGGCCUGGAGAAGUGUCGUCCCUCUGGUCUGCAUCAGUUGAACCCAGCAGUGUUCAGUGUCCAUUGGACUGACUGUCUUGUGAUGUUUCCACCAGCAGAGCCCAGAUUCGCUGGCCUUGGUGCUGAUUCUUUCUCACCUCUCUCACUUCGUACCGCAGUGUAUUUUGGCUUCCUUGCGCUGAGACUUUUUUCAUGUGUUGAGUUGAUUAAAAAGCAACUGGAGUAGACAUGCUUUAGAAUUGCUUUUAUUAUUUGGAAUUUUAGAAUGUUGGCUUUUCCCAGAGACUGUUGGGGUUUUCAAAGGCUGAAUGUUUUUCUCUCAAAUGUAAAUAAAAGCUGAAACGUUUUCCCUACA
Messenger RNA from Salarias fasciatus (jewelled blenny), 1471 nucleotides. RefSeq names its product hemoglobin subunit beta-1-like. Gene Ontology annotation, molecular function: organic acid binding; peroxidase activity; haptoglobin binding. Gene Ontology annotation, biological process: hydrogen peroxide catabolic process; oxygen transport. Gene Ontology annotation, cellular component: blood microparticle; hemoglobin complex; haptoglobin-hemoglobin complex. The record is from RefSeq and is a predicted model, not a curated record. NCBI's taxonomy places the organism in Eukaryota, Metazoa, Chordata, Actinopteri, Blenniiformes, Blenniidae. The transcript has 3 exons. The coding region runs from base 16 to 534 and encodes 172 amino acids.